AGAGGCGAUUUCGGAGAUGUGCUAUUAGCUCGAGCUCGCCUUGACAAUCAUGAUUCUGGCCUAACGACGUCAUUGCACGUGAUUGUAAAGUCAUUGACCUCUCGGACACCGGUCCAAGUUGCGGAAUUCGAACGUCAGGUUGAGCUGUUUGCCCGGGCGGAUAAUGACUAUGUCGUCCGAUUCGUCGGCGUCUGCCGCACUCUGGAGCCAUACUACUUAGUUCUAGAACAUUCUGAAUGGGUAGGUCUUUUUGCCUUUUACCAGCUCAUUGUUUCCACGCUUGUCAGCCAGCGUGAAACCCAGUUUCUCUUCAUAUCUACAGGCUUGUUUAACUUUCCUGAAAUGAAAUGA
Messenger RNA from Protopolystoma xenopodis, 351 nucleotides. The record is from the annotation of a GenBank genome assembly. Lineage: Eukaryota; Metazoa; Platyhelminthes; Monogenea; Polystomatidea; Polystomatidae.